AUGGCAGGCGGGGCAAUCAUUUUAACUUAUGCGGGUGGUCAACCCUACAACGAUCUUCUCUGCCGGGCAAUCGGGACAACCCCAUCCCCGACUGCAAGGUCGUCGGUUGGGAUUUGCGAAUUCAGGCAAAUAACCCAAACUACAUACACAGCGGCAGCGGGAAUACUGUGUGUCGGAGUUCCAGGUUCUCCAAUGGGGGCAGGGGGGAAUCGGGUAGAAUCUAAGCCGGCCCCAUUCAACGCCUCAGGAAUAAUGCAAAGCAGAUUUACAACGCAGGGAUAUGCUAUGCUUUACCAUACCUCAGCCGCCUUGAGGAGAACGAACUGCCACACAAACUGGGUCAUUGAGCCUGCAAUAUUCAGUGUGCCGGCUAAUUAUCACAUCGUGUUUCAAGAGGGGUAG
Paracoccidioides lutzii Pb01 is the source of this 402-nucleotide messenger RNA. RefSeq lists its product as hypothetical. The record is from RefSeq and is a predicted model, not a curated record. The transcript has 2 exons. The coding region runs from base 1 to 402 and encodes 133 amino acids.